Messenger RNA from Tripterygium wilfordii, 4653 nucleotides. Its product is annotated as pentatricopeptide repeat-containing protein At5g40400. The record is from RefSeq and is a predicted model, not a curated record. The transcript is spliced from 3 exons. NCBI's taxonomy places the organism in Eukaryota, Viridiplantae, Streptophyta, Magnoliopsida, Celastrales, Celastraceae. The coding region runs from base 147 to 2060 and encodes 637 amino acids. Gene Ontology annotation, molecular function: protein binding.
UUGAAGCAGUUCAUUCUUCAUAGCGUGCAGGGAUUUCCUGUGAUUCUCAUCCAAACAGAACUGUCUUAGUAGUCCACUCCACACUGCCAGGUUUGAAGGACGGUACGCCUCUUUAUUCUUUCUUGUCUCUCUCUGGGUAUUUUUUGAUGAUUAAAGCUUCGAGAUUUACAAUAACUCAAAUCCUUCGAACAUCGACACGGCCUUGUCUAUAUUUCGUAAGAACAACUUCUGAACCAUCGUUGAAUGCCUUUUCUAUCCCAAAAUCAGCUUUCUCCUCCCCCUCCUAUUCGUCUCUAGUAGAGAUUAUACCGGAUUCAGAGUCCAAUUCUCUCUCAAACCCACUGUUGCAUUUUCUCCCUCAAACCCAGAACCCCAACAACAUAGUCAAUCUCGUAUGCUCAGCUCUCAAACAAGGGCAUUCGGGUCUUGUCCUUCUCCAAAAUGACAUAAAAGAGAUUCUUCCUCAUCUGGGUCCCCGUGAAGUCUCGAGGGCUUUGUUGAGAUGCCAGUCUGAUCCUUCCAUGGCUCUCACUCUCUUCAAUUGGGUUAAAAUUGAUUUGGGUAUUAAACCCACUACACAUAAUUAUUGUCUUGUUGUUCAUAUAUUGGCCUGGUCUAGAAAGCUCUCUGAAGCGAUGAAGGUGUUGACUGAAUUGGUUGUGCUGGCUAGAGACCAUUCACCUGGUGAAGAUAUUUUCAAAAGUCUGGUUUUGUACAGGGAAGAUUGUAAUUGGGAUCCUGUUAUUUUUGAUAUGCUCAUUAAGGCCUAUGUGAAAGUGGGUAUGAUUGAAGAAGGGUUUAAGACUUUCAGGAAAACUUUGGAGGUUGGUUACAUACCCAGUGUGAUUGCUUGCAAUUUUCUUUUGAAUGGCUUAUUGAAGUUGAAUUGUAUUGAUCAUUGUUGGCAAGUUUAUGAAGAGAUGGGACGAAUAGGGAUAUGCCCAAAUUCAUGUACUUUCAAUAUUUUGACCAAUGUUUUCUGUAAGGGUGGAGAUGUGGAUAAGGUUAACGAUUUCCUAGAGAAGAUGGAGGAAGAGGGGUUUGAACCUGAUUUAGUGACAUAUAAUACUCUAAUCAAAAGUUAUUGUGAAAAACAAAGGUUGAAUGAUGCAUUCUAUUUGUACAGGAUCAUGUAUCGGAGGGGUGUGUUACCUGAUUUGUAUUCAUAUACUACAUUGAUGAAUGGUCUUUGUAAACAGGGAAAACUGAGAGAGGCUCAUCAGCUCUUACAUCAGAUGAUUCACCGUGGAAUGGAUCCUGACAUCGUGUCAUAUAACACACUUGUUUUUGCUUACUGUAAGGAUGGAAAGAUGCAAGAAUCAAGGUCCUUGUUGCUUGACAUGAUAGGAUAUGGGAUUGACCCUGACCAUUUUACUUGCCAUGUUAUAGUUGAAGGAUAUUGGAAACAGGGUAAGCUGCUUUCAGCUUUGAAUUUGAUUGUGGAACUUCAGAGAUUUGGUGUUUCUAUCUCUUCGGAUACUUAUGAUUAUCUAUUAGUUUCUUUAUGUCAAGAGGAUCGGCCAUUUGCAGCAAGGAGUCUUCUAGCUAGAAUUUCCCAGGACGGUUAUGUCCCUAAAUUGGAGAUCUUUAAUGAACUGAUUGAAUCUUUCUGUAAAUGUGAUUGUGUGAUGGAUGCAAUCCUUCUAAAAGCGGAGAUGGUAAGUGCAAAUGUAAAACCAAAUCUCACUACGUAUAGAGCUCUUAUAAGUUGCUUGUGCAGGAUAAGCAAGAGUAAGGAGGCUGAAUCCUUGAUGGUAGAAAUGCUUGAAAAUGGUAUGCAUGCGGAUUCAUUUAUUUGCAGGGUACUAAUAUGUGGGUACUGUAAAGAAAGGGACACUAAGAAAGCUGAAUUGUUAUUGAAAUUUUUCUCCAAGGAGUUCCAAAUUUUCGAUACCGAAAGUUAUAAUGCAGUUUUGAGAAAUUAUUGUGAGGUUGGGGAUGUACCCAGGGUGAUGGAGCUGCAAGAGAGGAUGCUGAAACUGGGAUUUGCACCAAACAGCGUUAGUUGCAAAUACAUGAUCCAUGGGUUAUGUAAGGCCAUGGAACUCGAUGAAGACUAGUUUUAUGUACGACGAAAAUGCAAUGGAGAUUUAUAGCGUAAGAAUGGCUAGAGAUGGUUACAACUGAUAAUCCUAGUAUAAGGAAAAACUAUUUUGCUGGCUAGAUCAUCUGAAACGAAUACGUCACGUGUUCUCAGAUCAAAGUGCAAUAAUCUGACUUUAUUAUGGAUAGUGUAAUUCGAGUUCUGAUUGAUGAUAUCAAAGCCUCAGGCAUCUGAUCCACUGAAAGGCAACUCCCUCAUGCUACUGGGAAAGGAGUAAAACUGGUUUCACCAGUUUUCUGGUGACAUAAAAGGAUAGCAGGAAUGCUGCAGGAUCCAAUGUCAAGCACUGCUCAAGUGGGUAAGAUAUCGAUGCCAGGUUUCCUCAGGAUUCCUACUUUCUUAUGAUGUAACAAUAAAUCAAAUUAAACAACUUGUACUCUUUUCCCUGCAUGAAGGCAGGCUGUUUUCAGUUGAUUUAAAUGUCUAAGUCUAUGAUGAUGAGAGUCGAUUGUUCUAUAACACACGCUUUCUGUUGAAGCGAUUAGAUUACACUGAGUCAUGUUAGCUAGAUGAUCUGAGAGAACUGCUUCAUUUGUCCUUGUCCUCAAAGUAAAGUAACGAGUCUAUGAUAAAGGGUAUAGUUCAUAUCUAUAUAUGUAUAAUUGGUGCAUUUCCGGCCUUCUCCUGGCGAGUUGCAAUUCUUUUUUGUACUCUCGCAACUGACCUUUGUUUUGUGCAGUAGCUGUGGAUCAAAAACGAAAUCGUUGUCCCUUUGUUCAUACAAGUGUGCCCAGUGAAUGAAUAAGACAAAAAUCUAUACUCCAUCUUAGAUUCAUGUAUCUGCAUUUAUACAAAGCUUCCCCGCAAAGCUUCUUUCGGCAAUCACUUCGGUGCAUGCAUCUCCUGGGUCCAUGAUUUCGGCACAAAUUGAGACCGCAGUGACGCCAACGCCAUGAUUCGACUGCACCUUCCUCUUCGAUUUGUAGCUCAAUUUCUGCUGCGCAACCUUCCGCUUCAUGUAGCUUUCAGUGUUUCACUGUGAUGCUCUGUCCACAACAAUCUCAUAGAAGCUGCUGUGUGAAGAACUCGAGAACUAAAUGUCUAGAUCCAAUGAAUUGCCGUGAGUGAAUGUGGAGUUUGAGGAGAUUUGGUGUUCGCUGCAGAGUCACGUGGAUUCGAUGAGUGCCUGAAUUGAAUUACAAACGGUCAAAUUGAAGAGACUACGAAGUGGUGAAGACUCGAGUCAAGCUCGAGUUGGCACAAUGGAGGUAGACUUCCCUGCUUCUCUGAGUUGGAUGAUAUCAAACUCCGGCCAAGGUUUCUGCUUUGCUUCGCCUUGCGCUCGACCUCGCCGUUGGCACGGAAACUGGAAUGCUUGAUUUGAUCUUCAAGUGAUGGGGUGUAUUGACGGUUUGGUAGUGUGUGUUAGUUUUGGCGCUAGGCUUUAGGUAAGACCUGCUUUUGAAAUUGAGGACUACUAUUUCCCUAAUAUGCGACUUUGUUUCUGUGAACAGAUCUAAGUCUUCGCUUCUGAAACUUUGUUAUUUUGUUCGAGGAUUUGUUUCUGUGAUAGAUUGAGAAUUGUUGCCGCUCACAUCAUCUCUAGAUCUCUCCAUUAUGGUGAUGAAUGGUCUUUGGUUUGGUUAUGCAUGCUGAAAUUCAAUUCGUAGUUCUUACGCUAUUGUUUUUGUUCAUGGUUUUUCAUUGUCUUCUCAUUUGUUCUUUAUGGGUUCUCUGUGUUGAUAUCUCUGCUUUUUUUCCCCCUAAAGGUUUCAUUUUGGGGUGUUUUUGGUAGAUUAAAAAUGGGUUAUUGCCCAUGUUUUGGUCUGAGAAGGAGAACCUGGCCAAAGCGGGAGGCUGUCAUUCUGAGCCGACUACAUGCGCAUCUAGUGCAGUGAAUGCUAUUCGCUUUCCCCUGUCCUUUCAUUCAAAUGCCCCUGAAUCUGAGCUCUGAAGCCCCUUCUUUUUCACUAUCUUCUGGGCUGUCACAGCUAUUAAUAGUGUGAAUUUAGAUGUUUUUGUGUAAGUUUAAAUCUAUAUUCCCUUUCAUAACAGAUUGGUAACGGUACAAUUGUUUAUAAUUUUCCUGUUCUGUAUGAUAACAUUGUCCCAUUCAAACGGCAGUUGUAGAGAGAUUUGGGGGGACUCCACAAUUCCCUAGAGGGGUUAAUUACAAUAUACUCAGCGAAAGAUAGGGGUGUUUUCAUUUCAUUCACUCAAAGAUGUUCGUUUACAAUUCACUCAUAUAGAGAUUCAAACGUUUGCGAUUUCCUCACUCCGUCAACGGAACCGUUAGUCAAUUGACGGUCAACGUUGACAUGGUCGUUAAAUGUAUAUAUGGACUAUUAUUUACUAACGUGACACUUCUUUUUAAAUUAUAUACGUAUUUGAUAUUAUUUACAUUAAAAUAUUUUAUUAUAUUAUAAAAUCUAAGUCGUCUAAAAGAGGAAGACGGCAUUUGCGAUUACCCUAGCCUUCAUUAUCCCUUUCAUUAGGGACUGCUACACCAAAUUGAUAACCAAAUCUCAGUAGCCUGUUUUAUCCUUCGAUUUUGCUCGACCCAUCCAAAUUUGUUGUUUAGACUUUUGUGAUUCAAUACUUGAAGAUGU